This is a messenger RNA of Triticum aestivum (bread wheat), 864 nucleotides long. Its product is annotated as glycine-rich cell wall structural protein 1-like. The transcript has 4 exons. Bases 1 to 864 code for a protein of 287 amino acids. Lineage: Eukaryota; Viridiplantae; Streptophyta; Magnoliopsida; Poales; Poaceae. The record is from RefSeq and is a predicted model, not a curated record.
AUGGCGCCGGCGACUGGAGUGGCCACCGCAGCCCCUCGCGGCGCCGGAGGUCACCGGCGCAACACCGACGAGCCUUCCUCGUCCGAAGAAGACGCGAUGACGACGGGGUCCGGGCGAGCACCCUCUGGCGCGGCGCUGGCGAGGCCGAGCCGUCUCCUGCUGAGGCGUGGCGGUGGCGUCAGCGCCCUCCAUGCCGGCUCCAAGGCGGACCACUCCGGAGGCACCGGUCGGCGCGGAGACGAAGGCGAGCGCCUCCUCUCGUUCACGACGGCGCGCAUCGGCACAGGGCAGUAUCCGGGCGGGCCGGCGGCCUCGGCUGCGGGCGUUGGCGUCGACGGCGCGAGCCACGCGGCCGGCGGAGGAGGUGGUGGAGGCGGAGAUCCAGGAGGCGGUGCAGGCACGGCUGCAGCCCUGUGCACCAUGGGGGCGCUCGGGCUGGCCACUAGCCAGGGGUCGAACCCCAUGGGCGCCUGGCCACGGGCGCAGGGAGCACCCGCGGGGGGCGCGUCCAGCGGCGCGGUGGCGGCCAGGAGCACCUCGUCCAGCGACGCGGUGGCGGCCAGGAGCGCCACGUCCAGCGGCGCCGCGGCCGAAUCGAUGGAUGGCUUGCAUCCGGCGACGGAAACGGCGGUGGCCACCAACUCCAUGGCGGCGAAGGGCAAUGAGGCGGUAGCGGCGACCGUCCUCGCGGAUCAGACGGAGGAAGAAGGAGACAAGGCCUGUCAUCUCACCGGCGGCGAGUACUUCCUCUCUUCUCCUUUCUCUGUUGCCUUUCGCUCUCGCUGGCUGUUCUACGUGCUGAUAACGUGUUUUGAAUCGAAAGUGAUUGAUCCUUUGUCAAUGGUUACAGAGAGAUUAAGGUGA